AUGGACGGCCCGAAGAUUGCCGAGUAUGUUCAGAGAUUUCAUGAUCUGUCUCACGUGGUACCAUACAUGGUUACUCCUGAAUUCAAACGCCUGGAGCGUUUCAUCUGGGGGCUGGCACCUCAAAUUAUGAGUAUGGUCACAUCGUCAAAGCCUGCAACAAUUACUGAAGCUAUCGAUCUGAGCGUGUCACUGACUGAAGAAGCUAUCAGAUUAAACAAGUUUUCGAAUUCCGACCCGAAGAAGAAAAAAACUCAUGAUGAAUCCUCAGGAGAAAACAAAAGGAAGUUCUCUAAUUUUAAAAAGGGUACCAGCAGCGCCAGCAGGAAGAAGAAUGUGAACCCACCAGAGGAAGUUAAAACUGGUGCUGAAGUCAAGGGAAGAGGAUAUAUGGGUGCUCUGCCCAAGUGUGAUGUAUGCCAGCAUCAUUAUUCUGGCCAGUGCAGAUUAAGGAAAUGUGAGUCUUGUGGGAAGACUGGCCACUCAAAAGAAAUAUGUUGGGCUGGUACUGGUGCUGGUCGUGGUGGUCAGCGAGGAUAUGGAAAUGGUAAUGGAAACCGUCCGCAAGGAAAUGGCGGGAAUGGAAAUCGUGGAAAUGCUGGGAACCAAGCUGGUAACCGGGGAGCGAACAUCAAUCGAGGCGGUAAUGGUAAUGGGAAUGGUCGAGGACCAGGGUGUUUCAAUUGUGGAGAUAUGGGACACUUUAAGCGGGAAUGCCCAAAACUCAAUCAAGCACAAGGAAGAGUUUUUAAUAUCGGUGCGAGGGAAGCACGCCAAGAUCCAAAUGUCGUUACUGAGGUUGGUUCUUACAAAGAGAUUACUCAAGGUCAUUAA
Messenger RNA from Helianthus annuus (common sunflower), 831 nucleotides. RefSeq names its product cold shock domain-containing protein 3-like. The record is from RefSeq and is a predicted model, not a curated record. NCBI's taxonomy places the organism in Eukaryota, Viridiplantae, Streptophyta, Magnoliopsida, Asterales, Asteraceae. The transcript is spliced from 2 exons. Gene Ontology annotation, molecular function: zinc ion binding; nucleic acid binding. The coding region runs from base 1 to 831 and encodes 276 amino acids.